Molecule: messenger RNA, 276 nt
Organism: Dibothriocephalus latus
Lineage: Eukaryota; Metazoa; Platyhelminthes; Cestoda; Diphyllobothriidea; Diphyllobothriidae
Source: the annotation of a GenBank genome assembly
CGCACUCGAUUUUUGCCAUUUUUACCAAUCUUACCGCUCAAUCCAUCAGCCGUCACCGGCACCACCCUCUCCACAGUCAGCCGCACCCAACCCAUCUGCCUCUGUUCGCCCGAUGCCCCGCCCUACCUUCCAUCCAACAACCUUUCAACGCCCAUCUCCGCCAGCGAUUCCACAACGGCCGAUGCUUACCCAUCAGCAAAACUCCAACCUCCCUGUUCGCUUUCCUCAUCACAAUCCUGGUUGCCGCUACUGUGGUGCGUUCGGCCCGGAGGCUAG